AUGUUGCGAAACUGCAGCUGUACCAUCCUCCUGCUGCCGGUGGUGCUGCUAUUGCAGGUGACGGUGCUGUCGUCCGGCAUCAUCUUCCUGCUGGCCGGCACGGGGGGCAUUGACAAUGCCGAGCACCUGCCCAGGCUCUCGGGCGUCUACUUCGCACUGAACGGCGACAAGUACGAGGCCGACUACUGCUCGCCGUGGGGCAAGCAGCUGUUCGACCAGCAAUGGCUCUGGCGGGUGUGGGGCGUCGACCUGGUCGAGAAGAACUACAUCACCAGCUACCCGACCCUCAUCGUCGCAACGGAAAACCGCGUGCUAAUUAAAUUAUCGACAAAACCAGGUCUCAGCCAUCGGGAUGCUCCUCGCCGCGGCAGGAGGGCACAUCUUGACGAACAAGCUGGUCGCCGACAUCGGCAGCGCAUCGUCGGGCAGCCUGGCGGGCUGGCGGCGGCGGUGGCGCUGUGGGCGCUGAUCGCGGUGCGCGAGCACCGGGUGCGCGUGCGGACGGGGCGGUCGCGCAUGGCGGCGCGGCGCGACCGGCGGGUUGGCGACGGCCCGUCGGCGUUCUGUGUUCGUGGUGCCAGCUACAAGCACCUCUCGGCCGGCAAGGACGAGAUGGCUGGCUUGCACGACCACGGGUAUGCGUCGCAUGUUGAUCUCGUUGGCGUCCGGGCGCGCACGCCGUCGCCAUUUGAGCCGAUGCGGCAUGUAAACGUCGGGUAA
Lasiosphaeria miniovina is the source of this 720-nucleotide messenger RNA. RefSeq lists its product as uncharacterized. Bases 1 to 720 code for a protein of 239 amino acids. The record is from RefSeq and is a predicted model, not a curated record. The transcript has 4 exons. NCBI's taxonomy places the organism in Eukaryota, Fungi, Ascomycota, Sordariomycetes, Sordariales, Lasiosphaeriaceae.